Molecule: messenger RNA, 3730 nt
Organism: Hemibagrus wyckioides
Lineage: Eukaryota; Metazoa; Chordata; Actinopteri; Siluriformes; Bagridae
Gene: lin7a
Product: lin-7 homolog A (C. elegans)
Exons: 6
Coding region: 244-921 (225 amino acids)
Biological process (GO): maintenance of epithelial cell apical/basal polarity; protein localization to basolateral plasma membrane; neurotransmitter secretion
Cellular component (GO): synapse; MPP7-DLG1-LIN7 complex; basolateral plasma membrane
Molecular function (GO): L27 domain binding
Source: RefSeq, a predicted model, not a curated record
UUCCAGGAGUCAGUAAUUAGCAUUUUUUCCAGUAGUCAGUAGUUAGCAGUUUUUCCAGUAGUCAGUAAUUUGCAGUUUUUCCAGUAGUCAGUAAUUUGCAGUUUUUCCAGUAGUCAGUAGUUAGCAGGUUUUUCAGUAGUCAGUAGUUAGUUGCUGUCUCCAGCAGGAGCUCCAGUCGGCGCUUUUCCCGGUAUCAGUAGCCCCCUCCAGCUUUCCCUCCUCACUCCCAGCUCCAGCUCCGUCAUGGCGACAGUAGUGCAGCCUCUCAGCCUGGAUCGAGACGUGGCGAGGGCGAUCGAGCUGUUGGAGAAGCUGCAGGAGUCUGGUGAUGUUCCUGGUCACAAGCUGCAGUCACUGAAGAAAGUUCUGCAGAGUGAGUUCUGUACAGCCAUCCGAGAGGUCUACCAGUACAUGCAUGAGACGAUAACAGUGAACGGCUGUCCGGAGUAUCAAGCUCGAGCCACCGCCAAGGCAACGGUGGCAGCUUUCGCUGCAAGUGAAGGCCACUCUCACCCGCGAGUGGUGGAAUUACCGAAAACCGAUGAGGGGCUGGGCUUCAACGUGAUGGGCGGGAAAGAGCAAAAUUCCCCAAUUUACAUCUCCCGCAUCAUCCCAGGGGGCGUGGCUGAGAGACACGGCGGCUUAAAAAGAGGCGAUCAGCUUCUGUCUGUCAACGGAGUGAGUGUGGAAGGUGAGCACCACGAGAAGGCGGUGGAGUUGCUGAAGGCGGCUGAAGGCAGCGUGAAGCUGGUGGUGCGCUACACACCCAAAGUGCUGGAGGAGAUGGAGGCUCGCUUCGAGAAGCUUCGCUCGGCUCGACGCCGCCAGCAGCAGCAGCUCCUCAUUCAGCAACAGCAACAACAACACAACCUCAACACUCAACAGAACCACACGGCAUUGUUCCAGAAGAAGAAAAAGUAAAGGACACCACGAGCUUUAUUCCACCUCCACGAUCUGCAGAUGAGGGUCAUGACCUUUUCCAGCAAAGACCACUUCCUCUGGUUUUAGUGUGCUACCUACAGCAUUACCACAUCCUGAACGUAGACACCGGCACUCGCUAACCGUACGAACCGAAUGACAGCAGAGGCGUGGCAGCGAGCUUCUUCUUCUCCUUUUUUCCACCAGUCGUGACUCGUUCCAAAGAAAGCGUCUCGCUUGUAGUUGGAUUAGCGCGUUUUGUUUGUGUUUUUAACCCAGUUUCUUGUUUAGCCGCCGCUUUCUACACUAACUUAUUAACAGAUUCUUCUGGUGCUUGUGUCUGUGAGAAAGAAAAUAGUGUCAGAUGUCGUCUUUUCCUGGAUAAAAGUGAGGUAUUUUAUACCGUAUUGUAGCAAGAAAUAUUUUAUAUAAAAAAAGUGUAGAAUUAGCAAUAACACACUUCAGUUGGAUUUAAAAGCGUUAUAAUUCUGUAAAAAUUCAAUCUAAAGCUGAACACAAUGAUCUGAGAUAUGAACUGGCUUGGCUAACAACAAACAGAAGCUAUCAGAGCAUGAAAGCUAACUGCUAAUCUCCCUGCAGGCUUUAGCUACCAUUUGCUUUUUGCCUCGUUAGAGUUCAUGGACAUUCUCUGCAAAUAAACUUAACUAAAAAUUCAGCAUAUGGAGCAAAAAUGCUAACAGAGCUAAUGAAAAACAAGCAAAACAUUAAGGAUAACUGUUAGCAUUACUGCAAGCUAACUGCACAUGUUUACACUUAAUGCUAGUUCAUUUUCCGUUAGCCAUGUUGGCAUUUUUCAACAUUCUGUGCAGAUAACAUUAAAGGUACACGCCACAGUUGGGACAGAAAUGCUAACUUGCUAACAAUAAAACAGAAAAUAGCAGAGAAUGACAGCUAACUGCUAGGAUGAAAACUAGCUUUAGCCCAGAUAGUGUGUUAGCCAUGUUAGCAUUUGAAUAAUACACUGAACAGUUAAUUGACAAUCACAGCAUAGAGCAAAUAUGCUAAUACACCUAAAACAAGCUAGCAGAAGAUUUAGCAUGCUUUCCCAUGCUAGUGCUAGUUAACAUUUAAGGGCAGGACAUUCUGUUAAAGGUAAAUGGCACAUGACGCUGGGACAAAAAUUGCUUCUGUUGCUAACAUCAAACGUUAGCCUGCAGAUCAGGAAUGUUAGCAGUUUAGCUUGAUUGCUAGCUUUGUAGGGUAGAAUUUUGGCUCCAUGUGAAACAAAAACCUGAUUUACACAGAAUUUGGAUUACAUUUCAACGCUAAUUGAUGCUAAUUUAAUGAAACAGACAGAGUUUUGACGAUUAUUAAAUAAAAGCGUUAAUAUUGAUGAGGACGUGAAUGUCGUACACAGAUGUAUGAAAUCUAUAAAUAAAGUUCUAUAAAGUGGUGGUCAUGUAACAUAACGCUAUUUUAUUAUUUGUAAAUUUUCUAGUUUGUGAUCUUGAAGAGUUUUUAAUUGUAAUUCUAUUCAAUUUUAUUGUAUAUUCCGAAAUCCGAGCGUCUCGUUUGAUCAGAAUCGUCUGUAAUUCUGUCCACUUCUGACAAUCAUUCACUCACUGAGUCAACUCACUAUUACCAAUGAAUUGACUCUCAAAUGACUCCUUAAAUGACUCUUUAAAUGACUCUUUAAACGACCCCUUCUUUAAAUGACUCUUUAAACAAUUAAUUUUUAGAUGACUCUUUAAAUGACUUUAAACGACCCUUAAACGACUCUUUAAAUUAUUAUUUAAACGACUCUUUCUUGAAAUGACUCUUUAAAUGACUCUUUAAACGAAUCUUUUUUUAAAAUUACUCUUGAAAACGACUCUUUAGAUGACUCUUUAAACGACUCUUUAAAGGAACAUUGCAGUGAAAAAUCAAACCUACACAAUAUUGUUUUGUUUUUGAUCUACGACACUAUAGCUAAUAUUAGCCAUAUUACAAAAUCUUGAAAUAUAAUAUUAAAAAUUAAAAUAUUUUAAAAUAGCUCGGUUGCUCGGUUUAGCUCGAGCAGACGGGUGUAGAGGCGUUGCAGCAACUAGAAAAAAGUCUCCAGUAAAAUAAAUCAGUUGCAACUUUGUGUGUGUGCACGUGCGUGCGUGUGUGUGUUUGCGUGUGUGUGCAUGUGCGUGCGCGUGUAUGUUUGUGUGCGUGUGUGUGUGCACGCGCGUGCGUGUGUGUGUGUGUGUGUGUGUGUGUGUGUGUGUGCUAAAGUAUCAAAUAUCAGCCACUGAAGCCGUCCUGAAACAAUCCAGUAGAUUAUUGUGUAGCUUUAAUUUCGAACUGAAUUGUUCCCCUAAAGCGAAUCGAAUGAAUCGAUUCACACAAACAAAUGUAAUGUUUAAGGAGUCGAUUCACUUCCACAGAUCAUUUCAAAUCUUAAAUGUGUUUCUGCAAAUGGAUUUCAUUCUAAAUUUUAAUUCACAUCAAAUGAGUCAAAACGCUGAACAGAUUCGUUCGAAAGAAUCGACUCAGUAAAGUGAGUCACGAAGCCUGAUCCGAAUCCGAAUCAUCUGAAUCAAAGUCUUUUAGUCUGUAUUUUGGGUUUCUUUGUGGACCUGUGUGAGAUCCGCUGCAGUAGAAGUGUGUUGUAGGACCCAGACGAUGCUGUGAAGUGGAUCUGCUGUGCGAGCUGCUCCUCGGCCCGGCUUUCCUCGCUGUUUUGUAUGUUUUAAACACUUUUCUUAUCGAGACUGAUUAAACUUGUACAGAGAGACAAAAACAAUACCAGGUGAUAUGCAAUUGUUAUAUACGUAUAUUCUAUUCGAUUAUAUUUGUAUGAAUAAAUAGAUGUAUGUCCACGUGA